AUGUUAAUGUUUGACAAGUAGGAAGAAGGGCCUUGGCUGCCAUAUCUCGCUCAGUCUUAGACAACACAACCACACUCUUUCAGUUCUCUUUCUGCUCGGGAGUUUGUUGCUGCUUUGUGAAGGAAUUACAUCAAAUCUGAGGGAGAAAGACAGAAAGACACCAUGGAGGUGCUGGUGCUGAUCGACUUCGAGGGCACCAUGGGAGAUGAGAUCACAGUGAGGAUGGGGGAUGUGGUCAAAAACGUCACCAAAGCCAGCGAGGAGGGAUGGCUGGAGGGGGAGCUGAGGGGAAAGAGAGGCAUCUUCCCUGCCAACUUUGUCAAGGAGGUGCCGGUCUAUCUGAUGGGAGACAGCAAUAGGGAACCACGGAGCAUUAGAAAAACAAAGAGGAUGAAACAGACGAGGAAAUGCGAGGUGGCGUACGCCUACAGCGCCAUGAAUGAAGAUGAGCUGAGUCUGGUUGUUGGGGAGACGAUAGAGAUCAUCAGAGAGAUUGAAGAUGGAUGGUGGAUGGGGGUGAAAUAUGGCAAAGUGGGAGCAUUUCCGUCAAAUUUCGUCAAAGAAAUUUUUGUUUCGCCUAAAGAAGGCAAGUACAACGAGAGCAAGGCAAGACCCAAGCUGACUGACGCAGUCUUCAACAAGGAGAUAUCUCAAAGGGCAAGUGUGAGGAACAAAGCAAAAAACGUGGCCGAGUGCUGCCAAGUCAUGUUUGACUACACGGCCAAAGCAGCAGAUGAGCUGGAUCUGAAAAAAGGAGACGUUGUUGUGAUACUGAACAAGGAAACAGAAGAUGAAGGCUGGUGGGAGGGAGAGCUAAACGGAUGCUGUGGCUUCUUUCCUGAUAACUUUGUCAUGGUGAUACCACCAAUGGACGGCCUGCAAUCUGGGACCGCAAGCCAACCGCCUGCACGGACCAUUAGGAAGAAACUCUCAGUAAAGACGGAAGUCUCAGCGAUGGAGAAAGGUGGUCCAGCAAAGACAAAAGAUGAUAAACCAGAGGUUAAGGACCUGAGAAGCAACCCGCCAACCAAAGUCAAGUUGCCAACACUCAACAAGCCCAUCCCGCCUCCAGUCAAAGACAAACCCACCAAGGUUUUACCCAAAACCAAUGGUGAUGUGGCUCCUGUUGCCCCAAAACAAGCGGAGGAGAAAGAAACCAACAGCUUUGACGGAGUAGAUGUGCAGACGGAGAAGCUGUGCCAUCCUACAGCAAACAGAGCCAAACCGCCGCAGAGGAGACCGCCAUCAGGCCUCGUUUCAGCAACACAAGCCCAGGGCGCCACUGACCAGAAAGAACCAGAACUAUCGCCAAAAAAGUUCCAGACAGAGAAAUUACCUGGACUGCAAAAGGGUACAGAAAAUCUUCUGCCAUCACCUGCAAGGCCUGAUCCUCAGCCCAAAACACCACCUCCAGUUCGACCAACACCACCCAAAGUAGUUGUGGAUGGCAGGACUGUGACCCAUAAAGGAGAAGCAACUAUGGAAAGCCUGCAAGCUGAGAUCAAAGAGCUGAGGAUGGCUCUGGAGCUGCUACAGACAAGACACGACCGAGACAUGCAGGAAGUGAAAGAAGAACUGAGGGAGGAGAGAAGCAAACGAGAGGCACUGCAGGAGGAAGUUCACAGCUUGAGGAUGAAGCAUUAAUCCAACCGCAGACAGCUGUCCAUCUGUCUGUCUGUCUGUCUGACACUGUGCCAUGCAGGCUCUCGCUCUGCAAUUUUAAACAUGAUGAACAUUUUUCUGACGUGGAAUGGGGAUAGAGAAAACAAGUGAGCUCUCCCACCGCAGACUCCAGAGCGAGGGCUGAAUUAGAAAGUAUAGUUGGAUCAAGCUCAUCCUGCAGUGGACCUGAGAAACUUGAUUCUUCAAAAGACUUUUUAAUGUACUGUUAAAGUUUUUACAUAUUUGAAUGCUGGAAAUCACAAAUAUUGGUCCUAAGUGGGUUGUUUUAAAUUGUUUUGUUUCUUACUUUUAUCAUUACUGUACUUUUAACAUUUACACAGUUAAUGCCUCAGCAGAGUGUGUAAUAUAUGCAGCUGUACAUAGGAGGAUAUAUUGUGAUGUUAUUUGCAAAGAACUAAAAUAUAAUUAUAAGUCAUCCAAAGGGGCAUUGUUACAUGAAUGUUCAUACCUGAGAUACUACUGUCGAAAACAUGGGCUGACAUGCAGGUGAUUUUCUACACCAGAAUGUAAUGCUGCAUAAAUCCACUGGGGGGCAGUGUAUGACUAUGAUACAUAAAGAGAAGUGCUUAACUUUUCAGUCAACAUAUUUCAUUCAACAGAGUGAAUGUGUUGAGAUACACAGAAAUGGCUGAUGUUAAUGGACUGUGCUUUUAUAAAACAAAAUCUUGAAAACACUUCGGGGGUUAAACAGA
Epinephelus lanceolatus (giant grouper) is the source of this 2375-nucleotide messenger RNA. It is a transcript of the gene mnmip1, whose product is annotated as SH3 domain containing 21. The record is from RefSeq and is a predicted model, not a curated record. Lineage: Eukaryota; Metazoa; Chordata; Actinopteri; Perciformes; Serranidae. Gene Ontology annotation, molecular function: protein binding. Gene Ontology annotation, biological process: cell migration; actin filament organization.